This is a messenger RNA of Leptopilina heterotoma, 4442 nucleotides long. It is a transcript of the gene Fife, whose product is annotated as regulating synaptic membrane exocytosis protein 2. Bases 92 to 3496 code for a protein of 1134 amino acids. Gene Ontology annotation, molecular function: small GTPase binding; transmembrane transporter binding. NCBI's taxonomy places the organism in Eukaryota, Metazoa, Arthropoda, Insecta, Hymenoptera, Figitidae. The transcript has 22 exons. The record is from RefSeq and is a predicted model, not a curated record. Gene Ontology annotation, cellular component: presynaptic membrane; cytoskeleton of presynaptic active zone. Gene Ontology annotation, biological process: positive regulation of synaptic transmission; regulation of membrane potential; regulation of synaptic plasticity.
UUUCUUUUUUCUUUUACUUUUAUGAAUUUUAUCAGGAUUGUAGUCGUAGAAUUCUCUUCAAAUCAGCACGUGCAACAUAAGAUUCGACAGAAUGUUGCCCACCAACGUUAUGUCUUUUAUGAAAAAGAUGGUGGCGAACCAACCGGAAGCUGGCACGGGAUCCGUAACACCGGAAGAGAGUGGAACAACGUUCAGCAAGUUGAGGCAGUUGGGCAGUGGAUUAAUGACGGCAACGGGAAAUGUGACAAAAUUGUCUCCGGCCAAGGUCACUCCGGUCGAGGACAUUCAGCCGAAAGAGGAAACUCCAGAAUUGAAACCGGAAAAACCACCUAACAGUGCAGGGGCUUGCAGAAUAUGUCGUAAAUCUUUCAAACCAGAUGACUUUUUUAGAACAUGCCACGAGUGUCAAAAUAAAGUUUGCGAAGAUUGUGCGUCAUAUUCAAAUACCACGGAUUCUGAAGAUCAGUCAGUGUGGCGAUGCAGUGUUUGUAGAAGAAAACUGGCUUCUCGAGGGCAGCCAAUCGUCCCUCAGGAAUCGACAGACUCACUUCUCGAAGUGCCUGUUCUUGAAUCACUUCCUCGAAGGCACAGUGAUGCGAGACUGGGUUCGCAAACCAUGAGCCAACUCGGAGCACUUGGAACUGGACUCGCCCCUCCCCGUACUCCCGAGCUCAGAAGGCAUUCUGAUGUAUCACCAGCUAGUUUGAAAGAACUUGAAAAGUUUCGAAAGGUUGCAGGAGAACGACGUGAGGAGCUCAGGUGGGAAAAAGAAUUGGAAUGGAAGAACAAAUCCAGAAGCGGUUCGCCUGAACGUCAUCAAGGAGAGAGGGCCGACCGAGGGGAGAGAAGUGAGAGGGGCGAGAGAGCUGAAAGGGGUAGAGCGACGAGUCCGCAAAGAGUGGGCAAGAGGACAUCGAUAACAGGAAACGAGCAGGAAAUCACAUCAGACAUUACGGUUGAAGAGGAAGAAGAAAGACGUCGUCGCGCAAGACGUCGAGCAUCGACAAUAGGUUCAAAAUCAAGAGUGACUCGACAACGAUCAUAUGAUGAUGAAAUUAAAACGGCAUCAAUGGGCGGUGGUCAUUCAUCUCAUUCCGACAUGGGACUGGGACUUCCGGUUCAAUUACCGCGAAGGGCAUCAGCCUAUGAUGUUUUCGCGACUCCCGGAGGAGGAAGUUUAAAUGCCAUGGCAAUCGUUGCUGCACAACACAGAGCUUCCUUCUCUUCACAAGGCACACGAGACCAAGAAGACAGGCCAUCAUCCCGAAGACCUUCCAUUCGAGCGGGAGUUAUGCCUUACGAUAUAGCAACUGACGAAGAAAAAAUAAUAAAUUUGGAUUUAGCACAAACGCCCGAAGUGACAUCACAAUCUGGACAAUCGUCAAUUCUUGCUCCAGAUGAGGACCGACGUUCAAGACGCAGGGGCUCCCAAUUACCGGAUAUCAAUGCGAUAAGAGCACUUCCUAUGGUACCAGCUGCAGUGAAAUCUACACCAACUGCAGUGAGCAGAGUGUCCAUUGAGGAUCGAGAUCUGGCCCGUCAGGGAAGUCUGGUCGAUGGCGAGGGCAUCAAGAUUGUUAUCCACGAUGUCGACAGCGAAGUCGGUGCAAGAGGAAAUACUAAGAGAUUCAUUUUACGGAGAGAUACAGCCGUUGAGAAAGGACAUAGAUCUCAAGGUUUUGGAAUGAGAGUUGUAGGUGGAAAGGUUGGGUCGGACGGCCAUUUGUUUGCCCAAAUCCUGUUGAUUUCACCCGGGGGUCCUGCAGAGAAAGCUGGACUGCAAGCUGGUGAUAAGAUUCUUGAAUGGUCUGGAGUGUCGCUAGUCGAUCGAAAUUUUAAAGAUGUAGCGCAAAUAAUCGACAGAAGCAGUGACGUAGCGGAACUCGUUGUUGAACAGGGCACAGACACUUCUGGAGAUUCACUUGAUGAUGGUGUGAAAUCUGCUGGGAACCUUAAUUUACAAGCAGACACAGAUACGGAUAAAACACCCUCAUCGCCGACGCGCCGGAAAUUGCCAAAGACGCCGGAACAAAUCGCGAAGGAGAGGGAGGUGAGGGGUCGAGUACAAAUUCACGUUUGGUACGAGGGAGAAAGAAAAGAACUGGUGGUUUCUGUUUUGGCAGCAGACAAUCUUUGUACAAGAGAAGACACAGGUCAUGGAACAAUGCCUGAAGCUUAUGCUAAAUUAUCCUUGGUUCCAGCUUGUGGAGACCACAGCUCGUUAAAAACAGACAUUGCGGAAGCCGAUCACAAUCCAAUCUGGAACGCAACCUUGAACUUUACGGGAAUCUCCGGUGAGAAAUUGAUGGAUCGAACGAUCGAGGUUAAUCUCUGGGACAGACUUCCAGAAGGAGAGGAUGUCUUCCUUGGGGAGUGCAGCGUAGACUUGCAAAAUGCUUUCGAAACUGAUAGAGCUGUUUGGUAUCGUUUGGAGGAUCCGCGGGGAAUUCGAAUGGGCAAUUCACGUUCACCACGUGGAUCAUUGUGCACAGAAUUAGUUCAAAGAUUGAUAAGAAGAGAAAUGCAACAGAGAAGCUACAGCGAUGACACGCACAGCGAAAGUGGAAGUCCCGAACCGUGCUAUCUACAUCCGGAUCAUGCACUUUAUGCAAAUUCCAGACGAGGUUCAAGCCAAUCAGAACAACUUGAAUUUGAACCCUACGAAUUAAAUAAGGAUUACAGUCGAUCUUUGCCAGGAAGUCGUAGAAGUAGUUUUCAGAGUCAACAAGGAGGAGGAGGAGGAGGAACUGACAGCAAACGAGGAAGUAUAGGCGAAUCGGAAAUGCCAGUUUACUAUAAUAGAGAACGUCGUCGCAGUUCAGUAGCACGUUACGCUCGGGAUCCAAAGGAAAUCCUCGAAGGACUCAAGUCUUUGCAAUCAGGCAAAAGCGAAUUGGGAAGGACGUUGAGUCUCACCGCGGACAAGAGACGAAGCAGCAGGUCUGGGCGGGGUGAGCGCAAAGAAAGUGUCGUGGAACUGCCAGAAAAGCUGUUUGACCUUAACUAUGAUUCUGAUGACGAUGAACGAUGGAGAAACAAUGGGAAAUUAGGACCAGGACAAGUACCACCAAAAGGAGGAAGACUGUCGGCAACUCAAAACGGAGAGUUACAGCUGGCCGUCUUCCUCAGCAGAGGCAAUUUGGAGGUGGAAGUCAUUUGUGCGAGAGGAAUUUGUCCGGCGGAUGGAGAAGUGCCAUAUACGUACAUAAAGACCUUUCUUUGCGACGAAGGUAAAAAGCUUCAGAAACGCAAAACACGAGUUCAGCACUCACGAAAUCCGCAAUAUCGUGAAACAAUAAAAUAUUCCCGCUGCGAUGCAUUCGGAAGAAUUCUCCUCGUAAUGCUCUGGGAGAAGAAACAAGGAUUCGGAAAAAAUCAAGGACUCGGAGAAGCUGAAAUCUGUUUGGACGAUCUUCCUCUCACUGAAUUAUCCGUUGGCUGGUAUAUCCUAUUUCCAAUUCAUAAUCCUAGCACCCAGAAUAUUGAUUCUCCAUGAUUGAAGGAAAAAUGGGCUCUCGAACCUGCAGAACUCGACUUCAGACUCAGCUUAUUGCUGAGAAAUGAUACCGAGAACAAUGUCAAGAUUAUCUUUUGAUAUUCAAUCAAUCCCACAUAAAACACCACAUUUUGCGCAAUUAUAACGUUCAAAAUAUUUUAUUUCCUCAAAAAAAAAAAAAUUUCAUUUUAAUGCGACGAAAAUAAAAAUUCCAAACUCUAAAUUUAAAGAAAAAAAAAAAUAAUAAUCGAAUCAAAAAAUGAAAUUUUUGCCAGGACAAUCAAUUCAAUAUAAAUUUCAUUUUAAUGCGACGAAAAGAAAGAGUUGUUUACUAUCAGAGAAAAAAAACUUGUCGCAAGCAAAUUGGCAAAAAUUCACAAAUGCAAAUAUAAAGUUUGUGAAAAUAGAAUUCUAUGAAAUAUCUUAUUGAAUUGAAUAGGUAAUACGAGAGAAAGAGAGGGAGAGAGAGAGAGAGAGAGAUGAUUAUUUUUUUCACAAUUUAACAAGGGUGCGAGAGAGUACGAGCGAGAGAAAGAGUGAGAAAGCGAGAAAAAUGAGGAAAAGAAGAAAAAAGAGAUAAAAAGAAAUUUAUAAAGAGCCAAUCUUGGCAGAAGCAACGAGGGUCCAUUUUUUCCAGCAUCGAAUCGAUAUUUAAGGCAAGAAUCGUUUUGAAAAAAGCGAGAAUCAAUUGAUAUCUGUAAAAUAUUGUACUGGUUGAUCCAGAUAGUGGUUCAAUUGAAUCUCGCUAAACUGCGGAAAACGUUAAGUCGGAAUCUAAUACGUAAAUAUACAUAUUAUACAUUAUACUAUCGAAAUAUUUUCAAGACUUUAUUAAAGUGAAAACAUUUUUCACUAAAUUUUACCAAAUAAGACACUUUUGAAAAUAAUUAAAAAGAAAAACAAAAUAAAACAAAACAACACGAAACAAAUCGAAAGAAAACGAAAU